This is a messenger RNA of Centruroides sculpturatus (bark scorpion), 1369 nucleotides long. Its product is annotated as probable deoxyhypusine synthase. The record is from RefSeq and is a predicted model, not a curated record. NCBI's taxonomy places the organism in Eukaryota, Metazoa, Arthropoda, Arachnida, Scorpiones, Buthidae. Gene Ontology annotation, cellular component: cytoplasm. Gene Ontology annotation, molecular function: deoxyhypusine synthase activity. The coding region runs from base 266 to 1369 and encodes 367 amino acids. Gene Ontology annotation, biological process: peptidyl-hypusine biosynthetic process. The transcript has 10 exons.
AUUCGAACUCGGUUCCGCGGUUUUAAUUUUCUGCAUGUAAUGAACGGAAUCGUUUAUUCUGAGGGACCAGCUACUUGGCUGUGUCUUUGCCCUCGGGGCCAAUCGUAACUACUACCGAACAAUCAGUGGCUGGUCCGCUGGUCUUAAGCUAUUUGGGCACGAGGUUUAUUGGAAGUCGGUUGACGAGGCUAUACCAAACACACGUGUUUCGCAUCGUAUCGUUUCGCGGGGUUUCGUUUACGUGCAUUUCGUUUCGAGAUCGAUAAUGGAAGUUAAUGAUAGUUUAAAAGAUUGCCCAUCAAUUGCCGUUGAUGCUACUUUUGUUAAAAGUACACCUAUUCCUGAAAAUACUUUAAAAGUAAAAGGUUAUGAUUUCAAUCAAGGUAUUGAUUACCAUGCCAUCUUGCAAUCAUACAGAACAUCUGGUUUUCAAGCAACUAAUUUUGGCUUAGCUGUAGAAGAAAUAAACAAAAUGCUUAAAACGCGACAUCAACCACUUCCAGAAGAUAAACAAGAAAUGCUAGAUGAGGAUCCAUUCAUCAGAAGAAAGUCAAAUUGUACAAUAUUUUUAGGUUAUACAUCAAAUAUGUCUUCUGCUGGUGUUCGUGAUACAAUACGUUUCUUAGUUCAACAUAAAAUGAUUGAUUGCUUGGUUACAACUGCUGGUGGAGUUGAAGAAGAUCUCAUUAAAUGUAUGGCACCAACAUUUAUAGGUGAUUUCUUUCUAAAAGGAGCUACACUUAGAGAUCAAGGAAUAAACAGAAUAGGAAAUCUUUUAGUUCCUAAUGAUAAUUAUUGUGAAUUUGAAAAUUGGAUUAUUCCUGUACUUGACGAAAUGCUUGAAGAACAGAAAAAUAUGGGAAAAAUCUGGUCACCUUCCUCAAUGAUUACUCGAUUUGGUGAAAGGAUAAAUAAUCCAGAAUCAGUAUGCUAUUGGGCAGCAAAGAAUAAUAUUCCUAUAUUCUGCCCAGCUUUGACAGAUGGUUCAAUAGGUGAUAUGAUUUACUUUCAUAGCUACAAAAAUCCUGGUUUAAUUGUUGAUAUUGCACAAGAUAUCAGAAGAAUUAAUACAAUCUCUGUUAAAGCUGUAAAUACAGGAAUGAUAAUUAUUGGUGGAGGAGUAGUGAAACAUCAUAUAUGUAAUAGCAAUUUAAUGAGAAAUGGAGCAGAUUUUUCAGUUUACAUAAAUACUGCUAAUGAAUUUGAUGGAAGUGAUUCUGGAGCAAGACCAGAUGAAGCUAUUUCAUGGGGAAAAAUUAAGAAGAAUGCAACUCCUGUAAAGAUUCUUCUGACAGUUGAAUAUCUGAAACAUGCCAAAGCAUAUAGCAGAGAUCUGAAUUGGAUCCUUUGGGAACUUUUUCUUGGUUGA